Messenger RNA from Alnus glutinosa, 2120 nucleotides. Its product is annotated as protease Do-like 10, mitochondrial. Lineage: Eukaryota; Viridiplantae; Streptophyta; Magnoliopsida; Fagales; Betulaceae. The transcript is spliced from 8 exons. Gene Ontology annotation, biological process: proteolysis. The coding region runs from base 77 to 1837 and encodes 586 amino acids. Gene Ontology annotation, molecular function: serine-type endopeptidase activity; protein binding. The record is from RefSeq and is a predicted model, not a curated record.
UCUUCACACACGCGCGAACGGUCAUUUUAGUGUUAUAUGUGUGUGAGUGACAGAGGGACCCUGUGCAGCGGAAGCAAUGCUGGGUUCUAGUUUCCGCACGGUUCGCCGGCUCUGCUCCACUUUCUCCUCAUCUGUUUUGCUGGAAGAUUGUAGUUUGCAGCGCCACUUAAAUAAUAUUAUUGGCAAAGCUAGUUAUGGUGCUUCUUCUGUCAUCGACACCGAAAACAACUACACGAACCGAGCCACCGGCAGCAUUGAGAUUGGGCCGUGUUCUUCUUCAUUGGCGACCAGUGCGCACGUGCUCAGGAGCAGCAGAGCGGCAGCACGACGACCCAGGCCACGACGGGUGCGAACUCGGCAGCAGCAAAAGAAAAUGAUGACGGAUGCGGAUGCGUACUCGGCAAUAGAGCUGGCACUGGACUCGGUGGUCAAGAUCUUCACGGUGUCCAGCAGCCCCAACUACUUCCUCCCCUGGCAGAACAAGUCCCAGCGCGAGUCCAUGGGUUCCGGGUUUGUAAUCCCUGGGAGAAAGAUUCUUACGAAUGCUCAUGUAGUGGCUGAUCAUACGUUCGUACUUGUAAGAAAGCAUGGCUCUCCUACCAAGUAUAGAGCGGAAGUUCAAGCUAUUGGACAUGAGUGUGACUUGGCUAUUCUGGUUGUUGAAAGUGAAGAGUUCUGGGAGGGGAUGAACUUCUUGGAACUAGGAGAUAUUCCUUAUCUACAAGAAGCUGUUGCUGUUGUUGGCUAUCCUCAAGGCGGUGACAACAUUUCUGUUACUAAAGGUGUUGUUUCCAGGGUUGAACCCACACAAUAUGUACAUGGUGCAACCCAGCUGAUGGCAAUACAGAUUGAUGCAGCCAUCAAUCCGGGAAAUAGUGGCGGUCCAGCAAUCAUGGGCAAUAAAGUUGCUGGCGUAGCUUUUCAAAACCUUGCAGGUGCAGAGAAUAUUGGUUAUAUUAUUCCUGUUCCAGUAAUAAAGCAUUUUCUUGCUGGUGUGGAAGAAAGUGGAAAAUAUGUUGGUUUCUGCUCUCUAGGUUUACUGUGCCAGCCUACCGAAAAUAUCCAACUUCGAAACCACUUCAAAAUGCAGUCUGAAAUGACUGGGGUACUUGUGAGCAAAAUUAACCCUCUUUCAGAUGCAUACAACAUCCUGAAAAAAGAUGAUAUAAUCCUGACAUUUGAUGGUGUGCCUAUAGCGAAUGAUGGAACAGUUCCUUUCCGAAACAGAGAGCGGAUAACAUUUGAUUAUUUGGUGUCGAUGAAGAAACCUUAUGAAACAGCGGUGGUUAAAGUUCUGAGGGACUGGAAAGAGUAUGAAUUUACUAUCACCCUCCGACCUUUGCAGCCACUAGUACCAGUUCAUCAAUUUGAUAAACUCCCAAGUUACUAUAUAUUUGCCGGUCUGCUUUUUGUUCCACUCACUCAGCCAUAUCUUCAUGAGUACGGUGAAGACUGGUAUAAUACCUCACCACGGCGGUUGUGUGAACGUGCAUUGAGGGAAUUGCCUAAAAAGGCUGGUGAACAACUUGUCAUUCUUUCUCAGGUGCUGAUGGAUGACAUUAAUGCAGGGUAUGAACGUCUUGCUGAGUUACAGGUCAAGAAAGUUAAUGGGGUUGAAAUUGAAAAUCUGAAACAUUUAUGCCAGCUUGUGGAGAACUGCAGUAAAGAGAGCGUGAGGUUUGAUUUGGAUGAUGAAAGGGUCAUUGCAUUGAACUAUCAUUUGGCAAAGAUUGCCACCUCUAUAAUUUUGAAGCGCCACAGAAUACCUUCUGCAAUGUCUAGUGAUCUUAUUGAUGAACAGAAGGGCUUGGAACUUGGGUUGGUCUGCUCAAGGUAAGAAAACCUUCUUGGCAAAUGGGAUGGUGAAGGAAUUGAGCUAGCCUGCUUAGCUGAAUCUUCUUCCGCGCCCCCAACUUGACAAAUAGAAAAGCUGGGAAUUCAGUCAGCCCUCAACUUACAAUAUUUUUGAGAAAUACUACUCCUUUUUGGAACUGGUCAUAAUGCGAGUCACAAGGGGCGACACAAGUCCGAGUCAUCUUUUUUUUUUCGCGAUGACAGCUCUUGUUUUGCAAAGCAAAUAUUUUUGAAUGGUAUUUAAUAUAGGAGAUUUUGUAGAUGUA